CCCCUCUCCCACUCCCACUCCCUCCAUCUUCCUCCCCUCCCUUGAAAGCAAGAAGGCGGGUACGCCCUCCCCUGUACUCUCCUCUGAAUAAGUGCACGCACAGAGGGCAGAGAGAAAGGAGGACGAGGGGGAAAAAGGAGUUUCACAUGACAACCUUCCUUCCCUUGGAAGGAAACAAAGGAAAAAGCUAGGGCUGUUCUUGUUCAGAAUCUUAGAAAUUCCCACCAGAAGAAGGGAGAAAAAUGGAGAAAGAAACCAAGAGGAACUGGUGGUGUUGAUGGCCAACAUGGGCAUGCUUGAUCCGUCAUGUGUUCUUGGUUUGAGGUUGGAAAUAGAUGCCUCCUUCACCCGUAAGGAGACCCCAGAAAGUCUUAUUGAUCGACAGCAAGUAUAGGAUCUUGUAGUGGUGGUGGGCUAAGACAGAUGCCGGGUCUUGAACGAACAAGUUCUGGGUCUUGUGGGAGCGGGAGGUUGGAAGAGGAAGAUGACGAGUUUAGAAGCUGUUCUGCGGAGGAUGACGAGUGGAGGGACGCGGUGGAGUUCGUAGAUGACUGUCUCGCCAAGAAAUGCUUUCAUGGGGUCGAAGGUUCCUGCGAAUCGGCUGCCGGGGAGGGCUAUUGCAGGCUCUACUUCAAAGGGGUAUCUGUUGGACCUGAGGCCGAGAGCGUUUCGGCAAUUGGGGUCGUCCUGCAAGUGGCAUCAGAGGAUUCUCCUGUGCAAGUUCAGAAGAAGCUCGAUUUCUACGUUGAGGAGUCUGUGGUCGAACAUCUCGCGUUGCUGGACGGACUGUUGGCUGCGCUCCAGAACGGCAUGCACCGGAUUUCGGCGUUCACGGACUCGGAGGUGGUCUAUGAUCUGAUUGCGAAGUCCGAGAUGGCGGAAAAUCAGCUGUUAGUGGCGCUUAAGCAGAGAAUUUUGGAGCACGCCAGUAAGUUGGAAGCAUUCGUUCUGGAACUCGUACCCAGCCGUGAACUCAAGGCACCUCUGAAAUUGGCUCGAGAAGCGAUCGGUGUGGCUUGUUUGUCUGUAGACGGCUUGCUUGGAGAUUCAGAUUGUCCCAUCUGCUGUGAGGAGAAAGAGCCAUGGCAGUUGAUUUCUAUUGGCUGCUUCCACAAAUUUUGCACACACUGCAUGGUAAAAUAUGUCGAUGGAAGGUUAAGAUCUGCACAGAUUCCUAUUAGGUGUCCGCAACUAAGAUGUAAGCAUUACAUCUCCGCUAAGGAGUGCAAAUCCUUUCUGCCGGCUGCUUCUUAUAAAUCUCUCCUAAAAGCACUGUCGGAAGCAAACAUUCUUAGCACGGACAAAGUUUCCUGUCCAUUUCCAAACUGUUCAUAUGUGCUUAGCACAAACUAUGUUUUACCUGUGAAUACAAGUUCAGCUAACCAAUCAGAGAUCAACAACGUUCUUUGUAUCCAGUGCCCAGAGUGUCAAAGGUCAUUUUGUCUUAGAUGUGCUGUGCCAUGGCAUCCAUCGAUGAGUUGUGAUGAAUACCAUAACCUUCAUAUGGAGGAUGGUAGAUAUUUUAACUUUCCCAGGAGAGAAAGGGAUGUAGGAGAUGCUGCACUUGAUGAAUUAGCAAAUAAUAAUAAUUGGACACGUUGCCAGCAGUGUGGCCAGAUGAUCGAGCUUACCCAGGGUUGCUACCACAUGAUCUGCUGGUGUGGCCAUGAGUUCUGCUAUGCGUGUGGUGCUGAAUACAGGGAUAAUCAGCAGACUUGUCAAUGCAUCUUCUGGGAUGAGGACCACACAGUUAGUGACUCUCAAGAAUCAGAAUCCUGGAACUGGGCUCACCUUGAUGAGCAUCUUACCUUAACUGAUUUUUAUACAGAAUAUGAGCUUUCCCAGUUGCAAUUAAUUCAGAAGUUCCUUGCUGGUGGUUUUGAUUUUAAUGACCUCCCCUGUCAACCUCCAUCUCAAACAAAGAUGGAUCCGUAUGUUGACACGAUAAAGGAACUUCCCUGGCUUGAAAGGUUUGUAUCUGUAAUUAGUGAUUCUUAUGAUGACUAUGCUCACUGAAUCACUGGAACCAUGGUACUUUGUUAAUAACUUGAAACAUCCUUUUUCUCUUCCA
Messenger RNA from Nymphaea colorata (pocket water lily), 2071 nucleotides. RefSeq names its product E3 ubiquitin-protein ligase RSL1. Gene Ontology annotation, molecular function: nucleic acid binding; zinc ion binding; ubiquitin conjugating enzyme binding. The coding region runs from base 424 to 2016 and encodes 530 amino acids. Gene Ontology annotation, cellular component: cytoplasm; ubiquitin ligase complex. The transcript is spliced from 3 exons. Gene Ontology annotation, biological process: positive regulation of proteasomal ubiquitin-dependent protein catabolic process; protein polyubiquitination; ubiquitin-dependent protein catabolic process. The record is from RefSeq and is a predicted model, not a curated record. NCBI's taxonomy places the organism in Eukaryota, Viridiplantae, Streptophyta, Magnoliopsida, Nymphaeales, Nymphaeaceae.